UAUUUACUCUCUUUGCACAGCUUGGCACCGUCUGUUGAGUGGACUUUCACUUUAAUCAUUAAAAAUUUCUAACUGCUCCUGGGAAGGUUUCAAAAGGAAAUCUUGAGGGUGGUUCGUCCAGCUCUAAGCGGAGGUCUUUCACCACAAGAUGGAUCCCAAAGUGGGGUCACCCAAGCGGCAGCAACCACGCGCUCCUCCCGGAGGGGACAUUCCUCCUCCUCCCACUCCCUCACUCGCCCUCGCCCCCGUCAUUGUUGCUUUCAUACUCAUCUUUCUCACGCUGGUAUAUCUGUGGACUCGGAAAGGUCGUCGUGGACGGGCUGUGUUAAUUGUUGGGCCAUGCGAGGCUGGUAAGACUGUUUUGUUCUCAAAGCUGUUGGGAGGACCGACGGUGCAAACAGUCACCAGCUUAAUCCCUAACGAACUUGAAUAUCUACCUGCGAACGGGAGACCGGCACUUGUUGUCAAAGACCUCCCAGGUCAUGACCGAGUACAGAUCAAGUUUUGGGACAAUAACAAGCCUAGCGUCAGAGGGAUCGUAUGUGUUGUGGAUGCUGCAGCAGGAAAUAAAGGAAUUCGCGAGGCAGCAGAUGUAUUGUACCGAGUGCUGACAGACUCAGCCGUUCUCUCAUCAUGUCCAUCAAUAUUCAUAUUCGCAAACAAACAGGAUCAACCAAUGUCUAAGGGAUCCAAAGUGAUUCGAAACCAGUUGGAAAAGGAAUUAACAACGUUGCGAAUGACGAAAUCUGCCACUCUAACUAGCACGGGGGGCAAAGACUCUACAAGGAUUCUUGGUCGACCGGACAAAGACUUUGACUUUGAGCAAAUAAGUCAAAUUAAGAUUGAAUUUGGAGAAGGGUCAGCCCUUGCGGACGAAGGAAAAAUCAUCAACGACUGGCUGGACAGCAUUGCUUGAUAUAUAUUUAGUUAACUUGUUACAUGCCUUAUGUUAUUUAGAAUGAAGAGUUGUUGAAUUUUUCUCAAUUGUUUUCCUGUUUAAGUACGUUUCUUUUCAUACCAUUUCCAAACUACAUAAUAUGUUCCGAUUGUAAUAAUAAUUUGAUGACAAGGACUAGUAAUAAAUUCUGCGGUACUUUAUUAAAAUGUAA
This is a messenger RNA of Folsomia candida, 1109 nucleotides long. It is a transcript of the gene SrpRbeta, whose product is annotated as signal recognition particle receptor subunit beta. The transcript has 5 exons. Lineage: Eukaryota; Metazoa; Arthropoda; Collembola; Entomobryomorpha; Isotomidae. The record is from RefSeq and is a predicted model, not a curated record. Bases 149 to 916 code for a protein of 255 amino acids.